UUCGCGUUUCUCACACGGACGGAGGUGGUUUGUCCCUAGCGGCGCUCCAUCUCGGUAGCAGCUGUUCGCACCAUCAUGGCGGCGGUGCUGCUGCUUCAGGAGGUCUCAAUGACAACGGCUUUGGCGAGACACCUUGCGCGGGGGGGAGGAGCGAGAGCGGCUGCCGUCGCCGUCGCCAGCUUUGGAACCAGGUCACUGAACACUUCCACAUGGCGGCUGGCACAAGACCAAGACCAAGACACGCAACUCAUCACAGUUGAUGAAAAAUUGGACAUUACACCUUUAACCGGUGUACCAGAGGAGCAUGUUAAAACCAGAAAAGUUCACAUUUUUGUUCCAGGCCGUAAUGCCAUGCAAGCAGGUGUCAACAACACCAAAAUAUGGAAGAUGGAAUUUGACACAAGGGAGCGCUGGGAAAAUCCACUGAUGGGUUGGGCAUCUACGGCGGAUCCUCUGUCCAAUAUGCUUCUACCCUUUUCUUCGAAAGAAGCCGCUAUUGCCUUUGCUGAAAAGAAUGGCUGGAGCUAUGAUGUUCAAGAGCGGAGGAUUCCAAAACCUAAAUCCAAGUCUUAUGGCGCAAACUUUUCUUGGAACAAAAGAACAAGGGUGUCCACAAAAUAGGUUGGCAUUGGCUGUCGCUGCGUCUGACUGUGAAUAAAGUCAGCUGUGCUGUAUUUAUAGUCCAUGUAUAAUACAUCUCUUAAUCUCCUAAUAAAUUUGACCUUUAAACUA
Messenger RNA from Elgaria multicarinata webbii, 732 nucleotides. It is a transcript of the gene NDUFS4, whose product is annotated as NADH:ubiquinone oxidoreductase subunit S4. Bases 76 to 621 code for a protein of 181 amino acids. The record is from RefSeq and is a predicted model, not a curated record. The transcript is spliced from 5 exons. Lineage: Eukaryota; Metazoa; Chordata; Lepidosauria; Squamata; Anguidae. Gene Ontology annotation, biological process: electron transport chain.